This is a messenger RNA of Chelonus insularis, 2323 nucleotides long. Its product is annotated as LARGE xylosyl- and glucuronyltransferase 2-like. Bases 124 to 2232 code for a protein of 702 amino acids. The transcript is spliced from 11 exons. Gene Ontology annotation, cellular component: Golgi apparatus. Lineage: Eukaryota; Metazoa; Arthropoda; Insecta; Hymenoptera; Braconidae. Gene Ontology annotation, molecular function: xylosyltransferase activity; glucuronosyltransferase activity. Gene Ontology annotation, biological process: protein O-linked glycosylation via mannose. The record is from RefSeq and is a predicted model, not a curated record.
GCUAGUUAUAAUUGAAUAAUUGCAUUAUUUAAAAUGAAUAUCUUUUUUUUUUAAAUCACUUUUUAUAUAUUGAAUAGUUUUAUGAAAAAAUUUUGUAAUAAAUUAUAAAAUAAUGGAUACUUGAUGUAUUCUACCAAAGUGAUCGUUUGUCCGUACGGUAUUUUAAGUAUUUAUAAAUAUGUUCGACGUAUGGCCAUGGCUAGAUUAUGGCUAAGGUGUUUCUUUGCUGCUGUGGUAAUAACAACAAUUAUUUUUAUUUAUUCAUUUUUCAAUGUUCCAUCAGUAACUGAACUCAAAUUUUCAGAUGCCAAAGUAUUCAUAAAUAAUAAAUUAGAAUCUUUAAGUUUCUCAGCUCUUCCCAAGACAUCUAAUCAACAUUAUGAUUUCAAUCAAAAAUGCUACACAAUCCACAUUGCCAUGGUUUGUGCAGGAUAUAAUUCCACUAAUUCAUUAAUUACAGUAGUUAAAUCAAUUAUUUUCUAUCGAUCUAAUCCUCUACAUUUUCAUUUUAUUGUUGAUGAAGUAUCUAAUAGAACGUUGAAGGUUUUAUUUGAAACAUGGAAUUUACCCCAAGUGCUUGUUUCAUUUUAUCCAGCAGAAAUAUGGGUACCAAAAGUUGCCUGGAUAAAAAAUAAACAUUACUCAGGUGUAUAUGGAUUAUUAAAAUUAACUCUUUCAGAUAUAAUUCAUGAAGAUAAAGUUUUAGUAUUUGAUACUGAUAUCACAGUAUUAACAGACAUAUCUCAACUAUGGGACAUUUUUGAAAAAUUCAGUCACAAUCAUACACUGGCACUUACAGAAAAUCAAAGUGAUUGGUAUGUAAAAGUUAAUGAAAAAAUUCAACGUCCCUGGCCAGCUAUUGGUAGAGGGUUCAAUACUGGAGUAAUGCUGAUGAAUUUAAAAUUACUUCGUGAUAGAAAAUUCACAGAUUUAUGGAUAGAUACAUCGCGCAAAUAUUUGAAAGAAUUUUAUGAAACUAGUUUAGCUGAUCAAGAUAUCAUCAAUGCUGUUAUCAAAGAUAAUCCAUCCAUAAUUUUCACGCUGGAAUGUACUUGGAAUGUACAGCUGGGAGAUCAUACGAUUAGCGACCAGUGUUAUGAAGAUGCUAAACAAAUACGAAUUUUACACUGGAAUUCACCUCGUAAACAAGAUGUAAAGAAUAAACAUGCAAGAGAUUUCAAUCAAAUGCACAGAGUUUUUUUAGAUAUGAAUGGUAAUUUACUACAGAAACGGCUGUUCAGAUGUGAUAAGACCAAUAGUGCUUUAAUGAUAUAUAAACCAAAUAGCUGUCAGAAAUUCACAAAGAGUGCAGCCCUUACAUAUCGCACUCAUCUUUUUAUUCGUGAAUAUCAAUAUGAUAAUUAUUUAGAAAAGGAUAUUGGCCUCGUAACUCAGUGCAGUGCUGAUAGAAUUAUUUUACUAGAUGAAUUAUUCAAACGUUGGCCAGGAACAAUAAGCGUUGCCGUUUAUCUAACAGAUGCUGAGGUACAAUCCUUUUUAGAUUUUAUUAGUGGAUCAGAUGUUCUAAAGAAUCGAAAGAACAUUGCUUACCAUAUCGUUUACAAAGACGGAGAGUUUUAUCCAAUUAAUUACUUACGUAAUGUAGCAAUAUCACAGAUCCCUACCCCAUAUAUAUUUCAAUUAGACGUCGAUUUUCUACCACCUGUUGAUCUAUAUGAAAAACUCAUGUCAUACAUUCUCAAAUCAAAUACAUCAGAAUUAGAAAAAAAAGCGUUUAUAAUACCAGCAUUCGAAACUCAACGUUAUAGGUUCACAUUUCCUGCUAAUAAAGAUGAACUUUUGAAGUAUUUAACUUACGGAGUACUUUAUACUUUUCGUUAUCAUGUAUGGACAAAAGGUCAUGCAGCAACUAAUUUUAGCUAUUGGAAGACUGCUGUUGAUCCAUAUGAAGUAUCUUGGGAACCAGAUUUCGAACCCUACAUUGUGGUAUCUAAAUCUGCUCCUAUGUAUGAUGAAAGAUUUAUUGGAUUUGGUUGGAAUAAAGUAUCAUAUAUAACUCAUUUGACAGCAUUGGGUUAUAAAUAUAUUGUUCUGCCUAAUGUAUUCAUAAUUCAUCGUCCUCAUGCUCCAAGCUUAGAUAUUGGGAAAUUCCGUACAAAUCCUCUAUACCGCAGGUGCCUUAAAAAGUUAAAAGAUCAAUUUGUUGAGGAAUUAUUAGAAAAGUAUGGAGAUGAGACCCUAUCAAGGCUAAAAAAACUUACCAAAGAAUGAACAAUUUAAUAUCUUGCAAUAUAAUUUUUUAUAUCAAUUUUAAAUAUAAUUAUUGUAUCGUUAUUUUCAUUAAAAAAUGUUAUAUUACAAA